Triticum turgidum subsp. durum (durum wheat) is the source of this 537-nucleotide messenger RNA. NCBI's taxonomy places the organism in Eukaryota, Viridiplantae, Streptophyta, Magnoliopsida, Poales, Poaceae. The record is from the annotation of a GenBank genome assembly.
AUGCCGGAAUUUGAACAUCAUGUGCUAUUCAGUGGUAACUUGCAUUGGUUCCCGUCACAUGAAGACAUUGAAGGCAAGAUGAUAGUGUUGUUUGACACCACAUCUGAGUCGUUCCGAGAGAUGCGUGCUCCCGUUGCUGACAAUGCUGACCUAUUUGAGAUAGACGGCAAGCUCGGCAUGGCCAUCUUGGAUUUUGUGCCGACCAUUGAUAUCUGGAUGUUGCAAAACUACGAAAGAGAGGUCUGGGCCUUCAAUUGCCGAAUUGAAUUACCUGUUGCAGAGAUCAGGGGGCAAUCCAAUAAGUAUGACGGUCCAUUGGAUUUGGAUGUGGUGGUCGUGUCUGGGGAUGGUGGGUUGCUCGUGCUGGUCAAAUUUGCCGAGUCGCUACUUGGGGUUGGUAUGGAUGGCAAGUUGGUCGCCACGUUCCAUCACAAAAAAGUUGAUCCUACUUAUUUUCGGCUCAAGCAAACUCUUGUUCCACAUAACUUCUUUCCAACACUAGAGGGUUAUGUUGUGAAUGCUCUGCCUUUCAUCUGA